This is a messenger RNA of Hibiscus syriacus, 645 nucleotides long. RefSeq names its product flowering-promoting factor 1-like protein 3. The transcript has a single exon. Gene Ontology annotation, biological process: regulation of flower development. NCBI's taxonomy places the organism in Eukaryota, Viridiplantae, Streptophyta, Magnoliopsida, Malvales, Malvaceae. Bases 58 to 402 code for a protein of 114 amino acids. The record is from RefSeq and is a predicted model, not a curated record.
UAUACCCUAAAAUCCCUAUAUCUCUCCCCUAAGAAGCAUUUGUUAGGUAAACAAAAGAUGUCCGGUGUUUGGGUUUUCAAGAACGGUGUGGUUCGUUUAGUCGAGAACCCUGGUGCUGAGCCGUUGGACGGUAACCGACAGGGUUCGAGCAGUAGUGCCCGUCGCAAGGUGCUCGUGCAUGUUCCCACCAACGAAGUGAUCACUUCCUACGAGGAUCUCGAACUUAAGUUGUUGUCACUCGGUUGGGAGAGGUACUAUGACGACCCUGAUCUCCUUCAGUUCCAUAAACGAUCCACUGUUCAUUUGAUCUCUCUUCCCAAGGAUUUUAACAGAUUCAAGUCCAUUCACAUGUACGACAUCGUCGUUAAAAACCGGAACAUGUUCGAAGUUAGGGAUAUGUAAAACCUAGUGUUGCGCUGGCUGCAGCAUGCACUGUCCUCCUUUGUUUUUUUUACCAUUAUGGAAUAUGAUUUAUGUUUGUGUGUAUUUAUAUAUACAUAUGAUUGCCGUCACCUUUGAAUUUUUAAAAUAACGAUUGCAGCAUCAUGUUACGGAUGCGAUCUUAAGAAGUUGUGGUGGGUUUGAGCUAUUAGGAUUUAAGAAAUUAGAGUGAUUAUUUUGCUUUUGUCAUCCUUGUAAUAAGAA